Carassius gibelio (silver crucian carp) is the source of this 2410-nucleotide messenger RNA. RefSeq names its product tetraspanin-19-like. Lineage: Eukaryota; Metazoa; Chordata; Actinopteri; Cypriniformes; Cyprinidae. The record is from RefSeq and is a predicted model, not a curated record. The transcript is spliced from 9 exons. Gene Ontology annotation, cellular component: membrane. The coding region runs from base 823 to 1758 and encodes 311 amino acids.
AAUCGAGUAGGAGCAAUAGAACCUGUAUUAAUGUAUUUGACCAGAAGAUGGCGCACUAUAUAGGUUUCUAACAGUCUAUGGAUUCAAACGAGGAACAUUUGAGAUUAGAAUCAGUUUUUGGUGAAAAGGCAAAUUAUUUCAAGGUCGCAGUGGGGGCUGAUGGAAAGACAGAUUGUGAACUUACACAAAAGUAUUGUGGUGCAAUGAUACCGUGAUGAUUCUUUGAUUUUUAGAAUAUCAUAUUGAUGGUUUUUACAUGCUAUUCCAAAGUACUGUAGGCUAUUUUAAAUAUCACUCUAGCAUGAUAUCAUUAUAAAUGUCCAAAUUAUGGUAUUGCCAUUGUAUAUUUCCCAAAACUGACAUGGUAUGACCAUGCGUUCUGCAAACGAUGGCACUCCUUGGUAACGUUACCUUCAUGAAGCUGGAGAAACUAUAAUUAUCUAAACAAUCCAUUGCACAAUCAUAGUGAAAGGAAAUGAGCACGAUGAUCAUUUUUCACAUUCUGAACUCUGUCCAAACCCAUCAUUAACACACAAAACACCAAGCACAACACAAGUGAUUGUUAAAGUUAAUCAUUUAUGUUGUUAUGAGGAAGUGAACGGCAGCCUGAGAUGCUUUAGAAGGAUCUCCAGGAAACCAUUAUGCUAUAUGAAACACACAUACUUCAACCAGGGAAGAAAAAAGGGAUGUAUAAAAUAAAAUCCUUCUGACAGUUAAGACUUUUAUCAUCCUUAAUUUGGAAAAAAUAACAAGGGAAAACGAUUAAGCAAAACAGCAUCUUUUAGAGUUCAUGUGGAGCUGUAACAGUUUGUUAAAGGCAACAUGAAAGCAGACGACAAGCUUCAGAUCUUGAAAUUCUUUCUAAUGCUGGUCAAUUCCUUCUUUGUGAUUCUUGGCAUCAGCGUUUUUGCGUGUUCUGCUUGGAUUUUAUUUGAUAAGGACAGCUUUGUUAGCGUUCUCAGCUCUGGACAGGAAGUGAAGGAGGUGGCUGGGGGGCUCUUUUUCAUCGGCCUUGUUGUGGUUAUUGUGUCCUUGCUGGGUUAUGCUGCUGCCUAUUUUGAGAGCAGAUGUUUCAUCAUAUUUUAUAUGUGCUUCUUAAUAGUCAUCAUUCUGGGUCAGCUUUUCACCACCGUUGUGCUGUUAAUACGAAGAGAGAAGAUUGAGCAGUUUUUGAAGGAUAAUGUGGAUGAGAUCAUUAGGCAGUACGGAGGAAAUGAAACCCAAACAUCUUGGAAACUUCUAGACAGUGUGCAGACUUCUGCACAAUGCUGUGGUAGGCUGAACUCAAAUGAAUGGAGGAAUAACACAGUUAUUGAGUCGCUGGGGGGGUCUGACAUCUACCCUUGCUCCUGUUUUAACGGUACCUGCCCUGUAAUUCUGGCUGGAACACACAGCUUUGGAAACGGAUCAGACAUUUAUAAAACGGUCUGUGAGAAGGUUUUAAUGGACUGGCUGGAGAUGAAUAUAAUCGUAAUAUUUGGAAUGGAUGUUGGGCUUCUUUUGAUUCAGAUUCUGCAGUUUAUCUUUGGCAUCCAAACCUUCAUAUGCAUCGGCCGCAAGACGAGGGAACUGCAUCCCAAUAAUCUCCUGAACGACAUCGAGGAGAACCCAGCAGCACAGCGUGAACACCAGCAGUACAGUAUGCAAAAUCAUCAGUCUGAUAGUCAAACCUGUGACCUUCAAAUAGACAUUGGCUACUAUCAUCACAGUGAAUAUGUUGACGGGAAUUAUGACGACCCUGAAUUUAUAACAGGAUAACAGUCAAAUGUAAAAUAGCCAGCAUAAUUUGCAUUACCAACAUGGCUACAAUGGCAGUUAUGAUCGGGGAUAUAUGCAAUAAUUAAACUACCAUAAGAGCUACAAUCCUCAUGAUUACUGAAGCCACAUUUCUUCUCUCAUGUAACGUGAUCAGAUUGGGAUGGGCUAAUUUGCUGUGGUCUGUGCCUGACCAAAGACAUCUAAAACCUUCUCGUGAGACCAUUGUUUUGUUUCACUAAGUUCAGGUUCGUGCUUGUUCCCAGGAGUGCCAUCUGUCAUCUUAAAGACAACCAGCAUCUUUUCCUCAAACAAUUCAUUCCAGACCUCUAAAGUCAAAGGCUUUUUAAGACAAAAUAUUUCCACAGAAGUCACAGUUCAGGGUGUGAUGACAGACAAUUAAUCUCUUUUUUUCUUUGGAAGAUUUGAUACGUUUCCAUUUUAUUUUAAUGCCCCAUGACAUGUAUUGUAUUCACAGGUAGUGUAUAACUGUAGUAGUGUAAUUAUAUAAAAAAUGACUGACCUUUGAAAUUAUAACCAAUAUAAUAUGAGACAAUCACACACAAUAACUAUCCGCAAUAAGAAUAAUAUUAAAACACUGUUAUAUGGCAAAAAAAAAUAUAUAUAUAUAGUAUUCAAAACACUUUAAAUAAAG